UGGUUUUCUUCCAUGGUAGGUGACUGGAAGUAAUAGUGCAUCCAGAGAGUUACAAGAGGAAUGUGAUGAGAAAAAGAUGUGCCAGGCUCAUCCAACACGCAAAAAUUGGAGAGACUUGAAGGAAGAGGAGUUAGAGGAGCCUUCGUUCUUCGUCAAGCUCCUCGCGUAUCUAUCUGUAGUUGUCAUAGGCGUUAUGUUUGGAGUUAUCAAGAAAUUUUACGAUAUGAUCGGAAUCAUUUGGACUGAGAAUGCUGAUCCGAGGCAUGCAGAGGGCUAUGUGCCUCUAUAUUCAAGCUUUCAGAGCAUUUAUGCAAGGAAUGUCUUUCCUCUGGUGCGUGAUUGCUUUGAUCGCCCCAUCUGCAGUGUCCCUGGGCAAGAGGUCGUCCUCAAGGAUCGGGUCUCGUAUGAUCGAGGAAGAACGUUUCAAUUCACGGGAACGACUACGCGGUGCAUCAACGUGGCCUCCUACAACUAUCUCGGAUUUGCCCAAAACUCUGGGCCCUGCUUCGAAGAGACAAAAGAAUCCAUUCGUCAGUGGGGUAUUGGGAUGGCAUCCUCCCGAAAUGAAAGUGGAACCCUGGAAUUGCACGUCGAGCUGGAGAAGCAAGUGGCGCGAUUCGUGGGGAAGGAGGAUGCCAUCACGUUCGGCAUGGGCUUUGCUACGAAUGCCUCGAACAUGUCAGGCUUGGUGAGCAAGGGUUGUCUCAUCGUCUCGGAUCAGUGCAACCAUGCCUCCUUGAUUCUCGGAGCUCGGCUCAGUGGCGCCUCCAUUCAAGUCUUCAAACAUAAUGACAUGGAAAGCCUGGAGGAAAUCCUGAGAGAUGCAAUCGUUCAGGGUCAGCCGAAAACCCAUCGGCCAUGGAAGAAUAUCCUCAUCGUGGUUGAGGGCAUCUACAGCAUGGAAGGAUCCAUCGUGAACCUACCAAAAAUCCUCGAACUCAAGAGGAAAUACAAGGCAUACGUGUACCUGGAUGAGGCACACAGCAUUGGUGCAAUGGGGCCCCGUGGGCGAGGGGUUGUUGACCACUUUGGGCUGGACCCAAAAGAUGUUGAUGUCAUGAUGGGGACAUUCACAAAAAGCUUUGGUUCUUCUGGUGGAUACAUUGCAGGAUCCAAAGAGUUGAUCGAUCAUUUGAGGACGGUAUCCCACGCAGCAACGUAUGCCACAUCCAUGUCCCCACCUGUCAUUCAGCAGAUCGCCACCUCCAUGAAGAUCAUCAUGGGAGAAGACGGGACUCUUGAAGGCCAAAAGAGGAUCGCGCAAUUGGCUUUCAACACGCGCUACUUUAGAGAAAAGCUGAAAGCCAUGGGCUUCAUCCUGCAUGGAAAUAAAGAUUCACCUGUCAUUCCUGUUCUCCUCUUCAUGCCUGGGAAGGUCGCGUUUAUGGUGCGAGAGAUGACUAAGAGAGGCGUGGCAGUGGUUGGAGUUGGUCCUCCCAGUUCUUCUUUGGUCCAGACUCGUAUCCGUAUCUGUCUAUCGGCCAGUCAUACGCAGCAGACUCUUGAUCUGAGGGUUGCCAACUUCUCCGGUUUUGACCGGUUCCACUCGGAGUAUAGGAAGGCUCCAGUGCUGGCUCAACACUCCGUCGAUGCAAGUGGUGAAAGAGAUUCAAAUAAUCGAUUUGAUCUCACAAAAAACCUGUUUGUGGCACGGCACAGAUCAUGUCAACAGGACAAAAGAACAAGGAUUACAGGCCGUUCUCGGAUCAUGCUCAUCAUGCCCAUAGUCAUCCAAAGUACUGAGUUGCUACACGUCACUGCUUUCGCCGGGUACUGCGUCGUGGUUGAGCCCUCCUCCAUAGAACCCUAUGACAGCGCAGGAGGGCUGGUCACGGCGGUGGCACCGGUCGUUGCAGAAACUGGGAGUCUAUGGGUGGGAUGGCCCGGAACUUACGACCUUUCUGUUCAUGAUCAAAUCCCGGAGGCCUUACCCGACGACAAGACACCCACGGCAGGCAUCAAAGCCUCUCAGGUGAUCCCGGUCCAAAUCGACAAGGAGCUCUUCGAGAAGUAUUAUCAUGGAUGCUGCAAUGGGACGUUAUGGCCGCUAUUUCAUUUGAUGCCCGACCGAGCGGUGUUCGACCCAGCCAGCUGGGAAGCAUAUAAUCGCGUGAACAUGAUCUUUGCCGGUCAGAUCCUGGAAGCCCUUCGUGUACUUUACGUAGAGAGAUUGGAAUCCACGGGAACCCCCUCGGAUGAAGAAGUCCUCGUCUGGAUCCACGACUAUCACCUAAUGGUGUCAGCCAGUACCGUCAGGGACAUGGCAGAAGCCGAGGGGAUCAAGGUGAAACUGGGAUUCUUCCUUCAUAUUCCAUUCCCUCCUUGGGAUAUCUUUCGCAUCUUCCCCUGGAACGAUGAAAUCUUGAUGGGACUCCUCAGCUUUGAUGUGGUGGGCUUCCAUAUCGAGGAUUACUGCCUCAACUUUGUGGACUGUUGUCGUCGUCAGCUGGGAUCGAGGGUGGACCGGAGUCACUUCUUGGUGGAAUUCGCCGGAAGAUCCGUUCGUGUUCGACCUCUUCCCAUCGGGGUCCCCUUCGCCCGCUUCGAAGAACUCGCCAAGGAUGCCCCCAGCGUUCUCCCGGAGUCGUGUCAAUCUACAGAGAGAAUCGUCCUGGGGGUGGAUCGACUGGAUUACACGAAGGGGCUUGUGAGUCGUCUGAAGUCCAUCGAAAGAUUCUUGGAGAAAUGGCCCGAGUACAAGGGCAAGAUCACGUUUCUCCAGGUCGCCGUUCCCUCCCGCACGGAGGUGAAAGAAUACCAGGAUCUGAAGGAGGAGCUGGAGCAACUGGUGGGUCGGAUCAACGGCCGCUUUACCACGGCCAAUUGGGCUCCCAUCCGGUACAUUUAUGGAUCGAUCCCGCAACAACAAUUGGCUGCCUUCUAUCGAGAUGCUUCCGUCUGCCUCGUCACUCCAUUGCGUGACGGAAUGAAUUUGGUCGCCAAGGAAUACGUCGCGUGCCAGGUGAAACACCCGGGGGUGUUGAUCCUGUCUCCGUUCGCGGGUGCGGCAGGAACGAUGCUGGAAGCCCUGAGAUGCAAUCCGUAUGAGAUCAAUGAAGUGGCGGAAAUGCUCCACCGAGCCCUGUCCAUGACGGAAGACGAAAGGAUGAUGAGGAUGACCCAUCUCCGUCGACGCGAAAAGGUCUGCGAUGUCGACCACUGGCUUCAUUGUUUUCUCAAGGCCAUGCAAGUCAUCAGGGAUGAACCAAUGCUCGGAUCCACUCUCUCGUUGAAUCCCAUCGAGUUGGAUGAAUUUGAUUAUCUGAAGUCUUACGUCGGGGACCGAGCAACUCUCGCCUUGCUCCUGGAUUACGAUGGGACUUUGGCUCCGAUCGCACCGAAACCGGAAUUGGCUUUUCUGCCCAUGGAAACGAAAAACGUCCUGGAGAAGCUGAGUCGUCUCGAAGACGUCUUCGUUGCCGUCAUAUCGGGUCGAUCAGUCGAUGAUGUGAAGAAAAUGGUCGGACUGGAUGGAAUCACCUACGCCGGGAACCACGGGCUGGAGGUCCUCCACCCGGAUGGUCAACGGUACACUUAUCCCCAUUCCCAGCAGAUGGAUGCGCAGUUAUUGGAUUUGAAGGAGAAGCUGGAGUCGAUGUGCCUGAAUUACCCGGGCUCGUUCGUCGAGUUCAAGAAGGCCUCGUUGACCGUCCAUUAUCGUCUGGCCUCGAUGAGUGACCAUCGGGAAAUCAUCGUGAAGAGCGGGCAGGCGAUUAGGGAAGCAGGGUUCUUGCCUGCAGCUGCCCAUUGUGCCAUUGAGGCCCGACCACCGGUCCAAUGGGAUAAGGGUAAGGCUGUCCUCUAUAUCCUCCAUGCCGCCUUCGGAGUGGACUGGACGGACAGCGUCAAGGUCAUCUAUGCCGGGGAUGAUACCACGGAUGAACACGCCAUCACGGCCCUCAAGGGGUUAGCCGUCACCUAUCGCAUUUCCAUAUCCAGGAAGACCCGCUCGGCUGCGGAUCAUCGGCUUGCAGAUCCCGAUGCCGUCUUGACACUCCUGAAGUGGGUGGAAAGGCAUAUGGGAUCCAGGACCCCUGCUUCCCCCCGGAUCCUUAAUGAAAGCGAAUUGCAGGCCAAGCGAUCUUAUGGACCCCUGAGAUUAGAGUCUGAUGAGGGUCCUUUCCGAAGUCGGAGUGGGAGUGCAGGGAGCAAGAUUCAAGUCCUUCUUCGGUCCCCUGUCCCCGCUUACAUGUCCAAAAAUUGGUCCGCGGGUAUCCUGGAAUAGCCUUCUCUUUUUUCGUGGCUGACACUCAUAUCUCAUGAAUAUUCCCAAUGCUUAUGCUUAUGCUAAUGCUAAUGCUAACUACUUCCGAGUGCUGAUCGCCUAGCAAGAAGAGACUCAGUCUUGUCCGUCUCGUUCCUUUACAUUACACCUUACAUAACAUCCCUAACAGCUCCUUGUCUACGAAACAAUUCAUUCCAUGUUUUCUCAGAGCUGUCACAGAUCAGCUGAUUGCAGAAUACAUCCAUGCCUCGAUUAUCCACGCAAAUAUCUUCCAUUGAGCAUGGAUCUGUAGAACAGGAAGAAGGGAGAGGUGAUGAAGAAAGAAAUGCUUCUUGGGUUCUCCUUAAUUCCGAAACUGAUUGACAUAGUGAAUGCGAAUGAAAGCUACAAGUAGAGAAUCAUUCCCUUUCACUCAACCAUAUCCAUGAUUCAUUGUGAGAUUUUCUCGGUUUAUUCCACCGCUUACAUCUAUAAAAAUAUUUAUGCAUUUACAUC
Darwinula stevensoni is the source of this 4720-nucleotide messenger RNA. NCBI's taxonomy places the organism in Eukaryota, Metazoa, Arthropoda, Ostracoda, Podocopida, Darwinulidae. The record is from the annotation of a GenBank genome assembly.